This is a messenger RNA of Tarenaya hassleriana, 956 nucleotides long. Its product is annotated as calcium-binding protein CML37-like. The coding region runs from base 196 to 798 and encodes 200 amino acids. The transcript has a single exon. Lineage: Eukaryota; Viridiplantae; Streptophyta; Magnoliopsida; Brassicales; Cleomaceae. Gene Ontology annotation, molecular function: calcium ion binding. The record is from RefSeq and is a predicted model, not a curated record.
CGAUGAAACAACGGAUUGACAUAUAUACACACGUAUAUAUAUGUUUGUAUACAUAUAUAUUUAUAUAUAGUCCUGCCUCCAGAGUGGAUUGUGCACAUAAAAGUUCAAAUCAACCGGCAAAUUCGUUCCUCUCUGCGAUUAACCCAGACCUCGGAAUUAUUUGCGUUUCCGGCAAAGACCCCGAAUCCAGAAUCAAUGACUCUAUCUGCGAAGGCCCAGAAAACCCAGGAAUCUCCGUUGGACAAACUGUACAAGAGAUUUUCCCGGAAAAGAUCAGAGCCCGGAAAAUCUCCGACCCAAGAUGACGGAGCGAGGAACAGCAAUUGCAGUAGCAGCAGCAGCAGCAGUGGAAGCAUCGAAAUCAGUGUGGAGGAGCUAAGAAUGGUGUUCGAUUACAUGGACACGAACUCCGACGGGAGAAUCUCGGCGGCAGAGCUGCAGAGCUGCGUGGGCCUAUUCGGCGGCGCGUUGACGGCAAGCGACGCCGAGGAGGCGGUGAAGGUGAUGGAUCUGGACGGAGAUGGGUUCGUGGACUUCGCCGAGUUCUUGAAGCUGAUGAAAGGAGAAGGAGACGAAUUUUACGGCGAGGAUGAGCGGCGAAAGGAGCUGUUGGAUGCGUUUGGUGUGUACGUGACGGAGGGUGACGAGUUCAUCACGGCGGCGAGUUUGCGGCGGACGCUGAGUCGACUCGGCGAGUCGAGGACUGUCGACGAGUGCAAGGCUAUGAUUCGGGUGUUUGACAAGAAUGGCGAUGGAGUUCUCAGCUUCGACGAGUUUGUUCUCAUGAUGGUGCGUUAGGUUUGGCGGCUAAGUGAUUGCAUUCUAUUCUUUUGUUCCGUUUAAUUCGAUGAAUUGAUUCUCUUGGAUGUAAAUUCAGCGAAAAAUGUUUUUUUUUUCAGUUUUGUAUUUGUUGUUCCCUUUUUUGGGUAAUAUAUAUGUUUAGUUUCGUAAAUAUA